Messenger RNA from Mesorhabditis spiculigera, 489 nucleotides. Lineage: Eukaryota; Metazoa; Nematoda; Chromadorea; Rhabditida; Rhabditidae. The record is from the annotation of a GenBank genome assembly.
AUGACCGACCGGAACGAUGAUGAUCAUCUGACGAUGCGGCCGAGUGUCAAGGUGAAAAAGCUGCUGCGGAGCACCGACGAGUUCGGAGCCGUUCUCGACAUCAUCCGGAACAAGUUGCUGCAAACGAAUAUCGUGGUCCACUCGAAUAACAUCACCAUCCUGUACAGCCUCAUCCAGUUGGGCUGUAGAGGGAUGAACAUGACCACCGAGCAGCCGGCCACAGCUACGUCUUCACGCAUACGCUGGCAACUGGUCCGGAGGAGGACGGCUGGCAGUUCGACUCCGGAUAUGCAAAUCGCUGGGGAAUUCGACAUCGAUCCGGAUGCGGAAGACUUGGCUCGGGCUGUAUUUGCGGUUGUCGUUUACAUGAUCACUCUCCCUUCUCAUGCAUCUCGGAAUCUCGAUUUUGCUGGCUCGAUCGCAAGAGGAUUCUUCAAAAGCCUCUUCACCCUCCUGGAGCCGCUCUCCCUAACCGUCUGGCCUCCCACC